GGCGGGGCUGGCGGCGGCUUCCGGCCGGAGCGCGGCGGCGGGCGCGGCCAUGGCGCGGAAGAAGGUGCGGCCGCGGCUGAUCGCCGAGCUGGCCCGGCGCGUGCGGGCCCUGCGCGAGCAGCGGGAGCGGCCGCGCGACUCGCAGCGCUACGCCCUGGACUACGAGACGCUGACGCGGCCGCCCUCGGGCCGCCGGCUGCCCGCGCGGGCCUGGAGCGACGCGCGCCGCGAGAGCCGCCUCCUGCAGCUGCUCGGCCGCCUGCCGCUCUUCGGCCUGGGCCGCCUGGUCACGCGCAAGUCCUGGCUGUGGCAGCACGACGAGCCGUGCUACUGGCGCCUCACGCGCGUGCGGCCCGACUACACGGCGCAGAACUUGGACCACGGGAAGGCCUGGGGCAUCCUGACCUUCAAGGGAAGGACGGAGAGCGAGGCUCGGGAGAUCGAGCAGGUCAUGUACCACGACUGGCGGCUGGUGCCCAAGCACGAGGAGGCCGCCUUCACGGCUUUCACGCCGGUGCCCGAGGACACUCCGCGCUCUGUGCCCUACCCGCCCCUCCUCCGGGCCAUGAUCCUAGCAGAGCGACAGAAAAACGGGGACAGCAGCACCGAGGAGCCUAUGCUGAAUCUGGAGAGGGCAGGCAUUGGUCCCUGGGACUACCCUGCGAAACAGAAGGCGAAGAGAAAGGCCAAGGGCACCCCCGUCUGAAGUGCCCGAACCGGGAGGCUGCCUGAAGGGUGUGAGCGGCAGGCACCCUUUUUGAUGAAAGAAAAUGUCUUUGGACGAUGCCUACAUCAGCCCCUCGGGAGCUUGGACCCGACCUCCCAGGGGCUUGUUCUGAGGCUCUGCGUUUUGGUGGCAAGGGGUCAGGCCAGACUCUGCAUCUGGCCUCUGUCUCUGCUGACCCAACACUCAGUUCGGACCGAGGGGGCCACGCGGGAGGCGGCCGCUGGGGCAAAGCUGGAAGCAGCGGGGCCAGCAGGUGUGGAGGCCCCGCGCUGGCACCUGUCACUUCCAGGCGGCCUCCCCUUCCGCAUUACAUCUUGCCUCUGCCAGGAUCCAGGCAGAAGCUGUGAACGCGAAUAAAAGCAAAUGAAGUA
This is a messenger RNA of Equus quagga, 1098 nucleotides long. It is a transcript of the gene MRPS34, whose product is annotated as mitochondrial ribosomal protein S34. NCBI's taxonomy places the organism in Eukaryota, Metazoa, Chordata, Mammalia, Perissodactyla, Equidae. The record is from RefSeq and is a predicted model, not a curated record. Bases 50 to 706 code for a protein of 218 amino acids. Gene Ontology annotation, cellular component: mitochondrion; mitochondrial small ribosomal subunit. Gene Ontology annotation, biological process: mitochondrial translation. The transcript is spliced from 3 exons. Gene Ontology annotation, molecular function: structural constituent of ribosome.